AUGCAACAAAACAACCCAUUCUACGGUAUAGACAUGGAGACGUUGGUCACUCUUGCAAAUCUUUUGCAGAUUCCCGAAGAACAAAAACGUCCAGAAGUUCGCUUUGCCGAAAUAAUGAAUAUUCGAGAGUACAUUGACAAGUCUUGUUUUGGAAACGUAUUGCCCUACAACAAACAGACGCAUCGCAUGUUAAAUUUAGAAGACAAGAAACUCGAAUGGUCUUCACUCACAGAUACAAAAGAUAUAGAUAAUCUCAUUCAAACGUUAGAUAAUUCAACUGAAAAUAACACGACUGGCAUGACUUCCGGAGAAUCGCAGAAUUAUCCAGUAGGAGUGGUAAUUCAAUUGGUGACAAGAUUAUUGGCCUAUUCAAUACAAUACCGAAAAUGCCUCUCAACUGUACCUACAAAGCGUCUUACCUGUGCCCUUUAUGCCAUUUCGGAUUACAGAAAUGCCAUGAUAGAUCUUUCAAAUCCUUUUACAACAUUGCAAUGGAAUACUUUAAUUUUUGAUUUCUUAGGGAAAACCCAAAAUUUGUUAAAAUUACCAUUUAAUCCGUAUAGCAAUCCAACAGAAGAUGCAAAAUCAAUGAUUACUGGGAUAUCUCCAUUUUUAGUCACUGGUGGUGCAAUCAAUCCUUUAGAUGUUAAUGUUAGUUUUGUCGAAAAUCUUUAUCGUCAAACAGCCGGUCAAUACGGAACAUUUGAAAAAACUGCUCAUGUUGCCUCGUAUAUGUGGAAGUUUGGAUUUAAGGAAUACGUAACCCAUAAAAUUCCCAUGAAACGAGUCAUUAAUGGGGCGUAUACAUGUUAUGUGGACCCGUUAAACAAGACGUACUAUUAUACUACACUGGUUCUCGAUCCAUUUUGCAUUAAGGUGCUAAAGAAUCUUCUUAUUUAUGAAAUCAUUUCUGGAAAAGCGGCCUACAUUCACAGCGCGUUAUACUUUAUAAUGAGUAUGUGUACAUGCGAAGAGGAUUUCCAAUUAAUGAUUGAUUAUGGUGUUAUAGAGUGGGGCUUCCCAAUGGAAGGGUACGACGGUUUUUGCGAAAAGAUGAAAGAACUAUUAGACGUAAUGUAUUGCUGGAAAAUUUCGACUACCUACACGUGGCAUCUGGAAAUGGUCCAGAUCGUAAAGUAUAAAAGAAAAAUGAAUAACACUUCAAAUUUUAACGAGUUUGCAGCAUCAUGUUAUGUCGGAGGGUUAUUAAAAAAGGACUUGGCCGCUACUCUAUACAGUAGCCUUAGUUAA
Molecule: messenger RNA, 1251 nt
Organism: Acaulospora morrowiae
Lineage: Eukaryota; Fungi; Glomeromycota; Glomeromycetes; Diversisporales; Acaulosporaceae
Source: the annotation of a GenBank genome assembly